Molecule: messenger RNA, 991 nt
Organism: Salmo salar (Atlantic salmon)
Lineage: Eukaryota; Metazoa; Chordata; Actinopteri; Salmoniformes; Salmonidae
Product: olfactory receptor 2AT4
Biological process (GO): G protein-coupled receptor signaling pathway
Cellular component (GO): membrane
Molecular function (GO): G protein-coupled receptor activity; olfactory receptor activity
Source: RefSeq, a predicted model, not a curated record
CUAAGAGACCAUCAUCAUGUCAGCUGGGAAUCACAGCUUUGUGACAGAGUUUAUUAUCGUUGGGUUCCCUGGACUUCAGCCAGAGUUCUACGGCCUUGCCUCAACUGUAUUAUUCUUGGUGUAUUUUUGCACUGCAGUAGGAAAUGUUAUUAUUCUUGUAUUGUUCGCAACAGACCGGGAUCUCCACAAACCCAUGUAUUUUGUUAUUUUACAUCUGGUUGUUUCUGAUGUUCUCUUUAGCACCACCACAUUACCAAAGAUUAUUGCCAGGUAUUGGUUUCAAGCAGGAGCCAUUUCAUUCACAGGUUGUUUUGUCCAGAUGUACUUAGUGCACUAUUUUGGAACUGUAAAUUCAUACAUUCUAUUUAUAAUGGCUUUAGACCGAUAUGUUUCAAUCUGUUUUCCGCUCAGAUAUCCAAUGAUUAUCAAAAACUCCACUAUUCAUAUUCUCAGUGCCACUGCGUGGAUUGUUGCGAAAGCCUGCCCAUUGAUGAUGGUAAUCAGGGCCUAUCCUCUUCCUUACUGUGACUCAAACAAAAUCAUGCAGUGCUACUGUGAUCAUAUCGCUAUAACAACGCUUGCAUGCACAGAUAGGGCCCCUUAUAGUUUUCCUGCUUUUAUCUUUGCCAUGCUGGCAUUACUGGGACCUCUUGCUUUUAUUAUAUUCUCAUAUUGCUCUAUUAUUGUGGCAGUUCUUCAGAUUGCGAGCACCCAAGGCCGCCUCAAAACCCUUUCUACCUGCAGUGGUCAGCUGAUCAUCAUUGCCCUGUAUUAUCUCCCCAGGUGUUUUAUUUAUCUGUCCAGUAAUAUCGGCAUUAGAUUCAGCACUGAUUUACGCAUUGUUAUUAUCAUGUUGUAUAGCCUGCUCCCUCCCCUGAUCAAUCCACUGAUAUACUGUUUCAAAACUAAACAUAUAAAACAGAGCUUGAUGAAAAGAUUCAAGAAGCCAAUUGCUCCACAGAAAGAUGAUGUAUUUGCUGUAAGCCAAUGA